AGAAGAGGAAGAAGAACUUGGCGGGCGGGCGGUAGAUCCUCGACUCCGCACUGCCCCCAGUCUGGCCACAGUUGCGACCAACGUCCGCCCGCGGUUUCUGUCAUUUGUGCCUGUAUAUAUAUAUGUGCGCGACCCUGGUACGGAACAUGCAUAAUCCUUGUUUGAUUUUCGGAGGAAUUGCUGCUUGUGAACCAUGUGCCCUUCGGAGGAUGGAAACAGCACGACCGGAGUCCAGCCAGAGGAGACUCCUUCUGUGAGCAGGGCAGGGGCAGGGGCAGGGGCAGCGGCAGUGCCAUUGAUGGACAGAACUGCUUCGGAGCUGAAGCAGCUGUUUGAGGCCACACUGGGUGGUGGCAGCUUGAGGGAAGCGGUGAAGCUUCCCCAAGGGAUUGAUUACAGAGAAUGGCUGGCUGUCAAUACUGUUGACUUCUUCAAUCAUGUGAAUGUUCUCUACGGCGCUCUCACUGAAUUCUGCACGCAUUCGACGUGUCCAAUAAUGUCGGCAGGGCCAAAGUACGAGUACAGAUGGGCUGAUGGGAUCAUCGUAACUGCACCCAUCGAAGUCACUGCUCCAGAAUAUGCUGAAUUUCUACUGGAUUGGAUUGAGGAUCUGCUUAAGGACGACUCUAUCUUUCCCAAAAACUUGGGUGUGCCAUUCCCCCCGAACUUUGAGGUGUUAGUGAAGACCAUACUGAAGAGGCUCUUUCGCAUCUACGCGCACAUCUAUCACUCGCAUUUCAACAUCGUUGAGAGGCUCCAUGUAGAUGCCCAUCUCCACACAUGCUUCAAGCAUUUUGUUCUGUUCAUAUGGGAAUUUAGGUUGGUUGGAGAGGCAGAACUUGCACCUCUACAUGAUAUGGUUGAUGCCAUUGUGAAGGCAGAGCCUUAGAGUGGGGGGUGGGGCAUGGUAGGCAGGCCAUCAUAGAGUUAAUACACAGUUAAAAGGAACUUAUUACAGUCAUCACAAGUCAGAUGCAAAUUCAUAUAGUUAUUUAAAUGUGGCUUUUCAUUCUCUUUUAAAAUGAAUGGGAAGUCUUCAUUUUAUUUAACCUUUCUGUCCUUCUAAUGGUUUAUUUUUCUCACCCAUUGGUGAACAGUAUUGUGUAAGCAAGAAGAUGAAGGA
Molecule: messenger RNA, 1123 nt
Organism: Andrographis paniculata
Lineage: Eukaryota; Viridiplantae; Streptophyta; Magnoliopsida; Lamiales; Acanthaceae
Product: MOB kinase activator-like 1A
Exons: 7
Coding region: 194-889 (231 amino acids)
Biological process (GO): positive regulation of protein phosphorylation; signal transduction
Cellular component (GO): cytoplasm; nucleus
Molecular function (GO): protein kinase activator activity
Source: RefSeq, a predicted model, not a curated record